GCAAACUAUGUGCUUGUUCACUUGUUCUUCUUUGGAUCUUACUUACAUCAUGGUCCUAUUUCAAAUUUCUGCAAAUUCCGUUUCCAUGCGUUUGUAAAGUGUAAAGCGGGAUUGACUAUUGUUGGAAUAAUCAAUAUGCUGUUCCAAUUCAUGGGGCAAUCCAUUCAGUUUAGAUUGGUGGAAGUAAGCGAAAAAGAAAAAUCUGAAUUAAGCCAACUUAUAAAAGCCAACGGAGGAGUCGUAUCGGAAAACACUUUGAUAAAAUUUACUAGCAGAAAUGCUCACAUAGAAGACGGAGAUCUAUAUCUUGUGGAUUUCAUAUACGAUUGCGUAAAGCAGAACAAGAUCUUAGACAUAACAAAAUAUAAGUAUGGAACUAAGGGGAUUGGAUGUCCGAUGAGCCAGUUCUUGACAGGAAGCGCAUCCUGCAUGGCGUUCACCAACAUGGAUGCUACUUUUUGUCCUUUACAUCAAUCCACAUUAUUGGAUAACAGCGUCAGAAUACUAAGACUUGUUGACGAUCAAGUCAGAAUACAAAAUGAGCAUGAUUAUGGUGAUAAUAUUAUGAGAGAGAUACGUCCCUCUUACAUCCAAUAUGAAGAAAUAGUGCUGCCGACGACAGAUACCGAAGGCUCCAUACCAGACUCAAUGUAUUAUCCUGACGAAUCUCAUUCACAAAACAGUUGUCUGCGGGCAGAUAGUAAUGUUGAAAAUCAAGAAACGUUAGGGGGCGAACUGGUUACUGAUGUUCCAUCACCGGCGAGAUUCGAAGAGAAAAGUUACGACGACGCUUCAAAUGAGGUGAAUCCUGAAAAUGGAAGAGAUAUCGAAAAUAUUCAUUCCCAGGAUGAUUCCGACCCGAUCAGGAUACUUGGCCGAACAAAAAUAGAAGAUAUUCUCAGAAGGGAUAAUUUUCGAUUGACUUCUUCCGACAGUGACGAAACAAUUGAGAAUGCCUCAUCAUGGAUUGAAUGCAGGCGAAAAAAAUCGUACAAGCCGAGUAGUAAUGAUGAUACGGCAUGGUCAUCGUCACAAGACGAAAAAGCAACUAAUGUCAAAAGUCGGAAAAAAGAUAUCAGACAACAGCCAAGCUGCUCCAACUGGAUAGGAACUAAAAAAUUUGCAUCCAAGAAUAAACCUUCAAUACAAGAAAGACUGACAAGAAAAAGUGAGAAUGAAAUAAUUAUCGCAACUGACAGUGAUUCUGAUGUGUCAGAGGUGGGUCCCAAUCGUCUUCCAAAUCCUACCAAUAAAGUCCGUCAAAGUAAUAGAAUAUUACAAUCGACAGCAAGACGACGUCGUCCUAUACACAGAAAUUUUGAUAACUGGGAACAGCAAGAGAUGGUAAAUUACUUAAUCAAAAACAGCUGUAUCAGUGAAGCACGUGGAAAUAGAGUAUGGAAGCAGAUGAUCGAUGAAGGGCUGCUGAAGCACAGAACUGUUCACUCCCUCAACAAUCACUUUCGGAGAUACAUCCUGCCAAAUAUUCAUCUAUAUAGAAUGAGUAAAGAUAGUCGAGAAGAGUUCGACCUUCUUAAACAAUAGGUUUCAUCGUAUCAAAUAAAAAGAGCUAUUAUUUUUCUAUGUUUGAAAUAUAUUUCUGCGAAUAUUUGUUCAUCCUUUCUAAGAAAUUCCUCAAUAACAGAGGCUGCGUUCCUCUUGUCUGCAUUUGAAUCGCCAUCUCAGGCAAGGCACAAUUUAAAUUUUCACCAUAGAUUUCUUACGUUUUGAUUUGAUUCUGGAGCCAAACAUGAAUUAUUAUGGCGCUAGAUUACACCUGCCAUAUAUUUCAUUGUGAAAAUUGCAUUUCAUUUAGUUAGUUGCAUAAAAAAUAUUUAUUCAGUGAAUGUCAUUGAUUGACAAUUUGCAAACUUAAUUUUUUGCAAUUUUGCUCGGUUUCGGCUGGUUCCAGUCGACCAUCAUCGGGCCGUUUAUUUACAAAACCAAGAAAAUUGACUAUCCUAAUCGUUUUGGAUGUGAAUUACAUCGCGAUCCAGGAGGUAGUGUGCAAUAAUUCGAAAAACAAAAAAUUCGAAAUUUUUAUUUUCAACUAUUUUAUACAGACAUACUGUAACGAAGGUGUGUUGUUUACACCCCAUUAUACAUCCUGGCACGAUAAUGUUCAGUUACUCGGCCCAUUAAUAUUAUUGUAAUAACAGUCAGUCUCCAGACUUAAAUAGAAGUGCUUUGUGCCCAAAUAUAUACGGUUUUCGCAUAUCAUUCUUUUCUGUGAGACUUCUUUGACUCACCGUUCGCUUAAAAGGCACGGAGAAUCCAUUCAUUCUUUUAGACGCAAUUCGUAGAUUGCCCUUUAUGUGUUUAGAAAAAGCAUGAGAUUAUCAGCACGAGAUUAUCAGAACGAGUGGGAAUGGGUGAGAUUUGAUGUGCAGCUACCUUCAUGCGGUGAAACUUGGAUAUUUUCCGACAUCCGCGGAAAUAAACUAAAGGAUGCAUAAGCGCAUACGCAAAGACUUGCGCAAUUUCAGUAUUUUUUAUUCUCAUUUUUAAAAAGAAAAUUUCGUUCUGAUAAACUUAGGAUUUUUUUUAAACACAUGUCUGUAUUAAAUAGUUGAAAAUGAAGUAUCAUUAUUCAUCAAAAAAUAUUGAAGCGACUAAACCGAUUGUGGUAUCAUUCGAUUGGAAUUAUGCGAAAAAUGAGUUUAGAACUUCCAAAACCUCCUAAAAAAAAAAAAAAAAAAAAAAAAAAUAAUACGUACGGUGUUUCUGGUUAUGAGAUAACACAAUUUUGCGCCCUAUUAAAAUUUGAAAUUCGAAAAAAGUUUAUUUCCGAUCCACCGUUCUGUACCUAACUUGGCUUAAUUACGUUUUCAUGGUGAGAAAAAUGUGCCAUUUAGCGGUUAUUCAAGAAUAUUAUUUCACACUUUCUCGUGUUGAUGUUUUUCCGCAAAAUUUUUACGAAUAGCACAUUAUGUAACUUGUGCGUAAAAUGUACACACGUUUUUCAUCAUACGAUAUUUUUUACAAUGUCGUGUGGAAAAUCCAAAUCGCAGGUCAAUAAUGAAAAUAUCAAAUUCAAAACAUUAUACUGUCAGUAUAUGGGUGUAGGUUCGUGGGAGUGGAUUCAGGGGCGAAUUUUACGCGCAGUAUUG
Molecule: messenger RNA, 3110 nt
Organism: Neodiprion virginianus
Lineage: Eukaryota; Metazoa; Arthropoda; Insecta; Hymenoptera; Diprionidae
Exons: 10
Coding region: 136-1545 (469 amino acids)
Source: RefSeq, a predicted model, not a curated record